AGGGGGGCGGGGAUCGUCAGCCGGUACGUGCAUUUGCGGUGGGUUUCUCGGCCUCCUCGGUUUCCGCUCGCGAAGUUGGGCUUCGAGCAGAUCGCGAGCGCCGAACUGCUCAGCGAAGGAAUUGCGUGCUCUGAGCAACUCGGACGAGGUUUGCAAGUCAGUCAGUGAGUCAGUCAGUCAUGGCCGCUGCCAUAUCUUCGUCGCUGUCCCUAGGGCUGGUUGCGUCUGUCAAUGCUUGCCCGUCCCUCGCUGCCAGAGCCAGCAGCAAAACCGGAGCGCAGCUGAGUUCCGCCCGUCAGUCCCUCGCCGGACUCCGAAUCCAGGCUCCUUCUGUCGAGCGCGUGCAGGUCGCUUCGAUGACUUCCGGCCCCGUCGCCCAAGUUGCCAAGACUUUGACCCAAGAUGAAUUGAAGAAGCUCGCCGCCGACAAGGCCGUAGAGUAUGUCAAGAGCGGAAUGGUGUUGGGUCUGGGAACAGGUUCCACUGCUGCUUUCGCUGUUGCUAAGAUCGGAGAACUUCUCAAGGAAGGGAAACUCACAAACAUCAUCGGAGUUCCAACCUCAAAGAGAACCGCCGAACAGGCAGAGUCUCUCGGUAUCCCCCUUUCCGUACUUGACGACCACCCAAAGAUUGACCUCGCCAUCGAUGGAGCUGACGAGGUCGACCCUGACCUAAACCUUGUGAAGGGCAGAGGAGGAGCUCUUCUGCGUGAGAAGAUGGUGGAGGCAGCCUCUGCUAAGUUCGUUGUAAUCGUAGAUGAGACCAAGCUUGUAGAUGGUUUGGGUGGCAGUGGACUUGCCAUGCCAGUCGAAGUAGUGCAGUUUUGCUGGAAGUACAACGCUGAACGAUUGAAAAACCUUCCAGAAGUUGCUGGAUGCGAGGUGCAAUUGCGUAUGGAUGGCGACAAGCCAUACGUGACGGAUAACUCUAACUACAUCAUCGACCUCUACUUCAAGGACCCGAUCAAGGAUGCUAAUGCGGCAGCGAAGGCCAUCUCAUCCUUGGAAGGAGUAGUGGACCAUGGUCUCUUCCUCAACAUGGCUACCGCUGUCAUUAUUGCUGGAUCUGACGGUGUGAGUGUAAAAUCAAAAGCCGACUUGUAGGUCUCUGGCCACCUCAAAUAGAAAGUUUUGCUUAACCAGUGAGAUGUAGGACAGGAAGAAUCUGAUGUAUAAUAGGGCAUUCAUGUUACAAGCAUAGGCUUGGCAACACUUUAUAUUCAUGGUUAAUCCAAGCUGUGAAGGUGUACUUCACUUCACAUCUAUCUUUCUAUCAAAAUAUGAGGAAGGAGGUAUCCACUGGUACGAUAUCAGACAAUCAUCGUUGCCGGUGGUCAUGGUAUCCACAAUGUGUGGAGCCUUCGUGUUGUACACAACUAUAGAGGGUUUAUGGACGUCCCGUGUAUCACAGAGCAUCCUUCUAGCGACAGAAAGAGCUACGUUCUCUCAGUCCCCUACAACAAGUACGGUCCAGAUGAAAAGCACACCUUGAAGAUAGCAAAGGAUGUUCCCAGCAAAGUUCUUGUCAAAACAUCGAACGAAUACUAUGUUGCCAUCGAGAUGAUUACCAAAAAUAAAAGUGCCUGUCG
This is a messenger RNA of Marchantia polymorpha subsp. ruderalis, 1588 nucleotides long. Lineage: Eukaryota; Viridiplantae; Streptophyta; Marchantiopsida; Marchantiales; Marchantiaceae. The record is from the annotation of a GenBank genome assembly.